Camelus dromedarius (Arabian camel) is the source of this 1321-nucleotide messenger RNA. It is a transcript of the gene GPR33, whose product is annotated as G protein-coupled receptor 33. The coding region runs from base 33 to 1055 and encodes 340 amino acids. NCBI's taxonomy places the organism in Eukaryota, Metazoa, Chordata, Mammalia, Artiodactyla, Camelidae. Gene Ontology annotation, biological process: phospholipase C-activating G protein-coupled receptor signaling pathway; positive regulation of cytosolic calcium ion concentration; complement receptor mediated signaling pathway. The transcript has a single exon. Gene Ontology annotation, cellular component: plasma membrane. Gene Ontology annotation, molecular function: complement receptor activity; G protein-coupled receptor activity. The record is from RefSeq and is a predicted model, not a curated record.
CAUUAUUUUUUUUUCAGUUUCUCAUUCCAAUUAUGGAUCUUACCAACUCUACUGAUUACCUGCUCAAUGUCUCUACUUCAAUAAGAAACAACAAUCACUUUCCAACUCCUGCCUCAAAAGUAAUUGUUAUGCUUCUUUUGUCCAUGACGUUUAUAAUUGGCACUAUCACCGAUGGUCUCUACCUCUGGGUGCUAAAAUUCAAAAUGAAAAAGACUGUCAAUACUCUCUUGUUUUUUCAUCUCAUUCUCUCCUAUUUUAUUUCAGUAUUGUUUUUGCCAUUUCUGGCCAUCUCCUACGUUCAGGACAAUCACUGGAGCUUUGGAAUGGCCAUGUGCAAGAUCUUUAACAGCACUUUGUCUGUAGGGAUGUUCGCCUCUGUUUUCUUCCUCUCGGCCAUCAGUGUGGAUCGUUAUCUUCUCACCCUUCACCCGGUGUGGUCACAGCUGCACCGAACCCCACGUUGGGCUUCCAGAGUCAUCCUGGGAGUCUGGAUCUCUGCCAUUGCCCUCAGCACGCCCUAUUUGGUUUUCAGGGAGACACGUGAUGACCAUAAAGGGACAGUGACCUGCCAAAAUAACUAUGCUGUGUCUCCUAACUGGGAAAGCAAAAAGAUGCAAACAUUAAGGAAAUGGAUUCAUGUAGCCUGUUUCAGCAGCCGCUUCUUACUGGGCUUCCUUCUGCCUUUCUUCAUCAUCACCUUUUGUUAUGAAAGAGUCGCCAGAAAGAUGAAAGAGAGGGGCGUGUUCAAAUCCAGCAAGCCCUUCAAAGUCAUGAUGACUGCCAUUAUCUCUUUCUUUGUGUGUUGGAUGCCCUACCAUGUAUUCCAAGGCUUAAGUCUCACUAAGAACCAGCCACUACUCUUGCAGUUGGUUCUGAUACUCACAGUGAUAACUACUUCUUUCAAUAAUGUCUUUUCUCCCACACUCUACCUAUUUAUCGGAGAGAACUUCAGAAAGGUUUUCAAGAUGUCUGUUCUUGCUCUUUUUGAGUCGACAUUCAGUGAGGAUUCUUCAGCAGAAAGGACACAAAACUUAAAUUCUGAAGCCUACAUUUAAAUUCUGGAUCCCAGAGCAAACAAUGGACUCAGUCAAUUAGACCACCAGAGAUAUACCCUCAGCUUUUGUAUAAUAUAGUUUCUGUAUUAGAGGGACACCUGGGCUAUACUAUAGUUAGAUCUAUGAAAGUUAUAAGGGCUGUAAAAAAGCAAGCAAUGGGUGAUGCUACAAAUGUGAUUUUUUUUUUCACUUUUGCUGCAGUAAAAUAUAUAUAACAUAGAAUUUACCAUUUUCACCAUGUUUAAGCGUACAUUUUAGUAGCAAUA